AAGUGGCCGGUUUCACCUUCCAGGCGGCAUCCGAGAAGGCAGGGGCAGAGCGCGGGCACCUUUCUCCAAAUCCUGAACAGCCCCCAAGCCACGCGCGCUGCAGUGGGGCUUUGCCAGGCGAUGUGAAAUCGAGGGCUGGCCUGUCUUGUUCCUUCCCUCCCGGCAGCCUAGUCCCCCGCUCCUCCAGCCCGCUGCAGAGGUGCUUUGCCCGGUGACAAGCGACAAAGGGCAUCCGGCUGCAGCAGCCGCGGCCUGGAGCCGAAGAUGUUACUGGCGGGGAUCAGCCUGUUGUCCUGGCUCGAAGCUGCGCUCGCUGCCUUGCUGGCCCUCGGGCUCCUCCUCACCGUGUCCCGGCACUUGUGGACUCUCCGGUGGACUCUGAGCAGGGACUGGGGCAGCGCUCUGCCCCUCCCCAAAGGCUCCAUGGGGUGGCCGUUCUUCGGGGAGACCCUGCACUGGCUUGUCCAGGGCUCCAGCUUCCACAGCUCCCGCCGGGAGAAGUACGGCCACGUGUUCAAGACCCACCUGCUGGGCAAGCCUGUCAUCCGAGUGACUGGGGCCGAGAACAUCCGCAAGAUCCUGCUGGGGGAGCACAGCUUGGUCAGCACCCAGUGGCCCCAGAGCACCCAGAUCAUUCUGGGCUCCAACACCCUGCUCAACUCCAUCGGCGAGCUGCACCGCCAGAGGAGGAAGAUCCUGGCUCGAGUCUUCAGCCGCGCUGCCCUGGAGAGCUACCUCCCCGGGAUCCAGAAGGUCGUGAGCUGGGAGCUGCGGGGCUGGUGCAGGGAGCCUGGCUCCGUCGCGGUUUAUGCCUCCGCUAAAACUUUGACUUUCCGCGUUGCAGCUCGGGUUCUGUUGGGCCUCAGCCUGGAAGAAAAACAGUUUAAGGACCUGGCCAAAACCUUUGAGCAGCUGGUGGAGAACCUGUUCUCCUUGCCCCUGAACAUCCCGUUCAGUGGGCUGCGCAAGGGGAUCAAAGCCCGGGAUCUGUUACAUGAGUUCAUGGAGAAAGCCAUAAUGGAAAAACUACAAAGAAAGAACUCAGAAGGUUAUAGUGAUGCUCUGGAUUUCUUAAUAAACAGUGCCAAAGAGCAUGGCAAAGAAUUCACCAUGCAGGAGCUGAAGGAGUCAGCGAUUGAGCUGAUAUUUGCUGCUUUCUUCACCACUGCUAGUGCCAGCACUUCUCUGAUCCUUCUGCUACUGAAACACCCCUCGGCGGUAGAAAAAAUAAGACAGGAACUGGUGUCCCAUGAAUUGCAUAGGCACUGCCAUUGCCUUUCGCCUGCAGUCUCCCAAAAGAACCACCCAUAUAUUGAACCCUGCCAAGAUACACCGAUGAUCCAGGAGAAAGAGAGGAAGGACAGUGACUCUCAACAGCGUCUCCUCUCCACGCCAGAAGGGACGCCGAAGAAUCAAACUCAGCAACUUGAUAUAAAGGCAGAAGGAGAGGCUGGGGGUGGUUUUAUCCAGCGGCCUCCUCUCCUUAAGGAGCUCAUGUUAACCAGAAUGACACAAGAAACAAUUAGUUUGAAUACAAACGAUCAUUAUUCAAACCACAGGCAAGAGGAAGGCGGCCAGCCGCCCAGCAGGUUCGAGGUGCCCACAGGGCCCGUGGUUCCAGAGGCGGAGUGUCAUUGUCAGCCUGAGAUGAACUUGGAUAAACUGAGCCGUCUCCGCUACUUGGACUGUGUGGUUAAGGAGGUCCUUCGCGUGCUGCCGCCCAUUUCUGGAGGCUAUAGGACAGUCCUGCAGACCUUUGAGCUGGAUGGCUACCAGAUCCCCAAGGGCUGGAGCGUGAUGUACAGCAUCCGAGACACCCACGAGACCGCGGCCGUGUACCAGAGCCCCCCCGAGCGCUUCGACCCGGACCGGUUCGGCUCGGCCCGGCAGGAGGGGGCAGGACGCUUCCAUUACAUCCCCUUCGGCGGAGGGGUCAGGAGCUGCAUCGGCCAGGAGCUGGCCAAGGCCAUCCUCAAGCUGCUGGCCAUCGAGCUGGUCAGCACGGCCCGCUGGGAGCUGGCCACCCCCGGCUUCCCCGAGAUGCAGACGGUGCCCAUCGUGCAUCCCGUGGACGGGCUGCAGCUCUUCUUCCACCCCCUGCAGCCCGGCGGCGCCAGCACCCGCCGCCAGGUGUCCCGGGAAGCUUGA
This is a messenger RNA of Chelonoidis abingdonii (Abingdon island giant tortoise), 2148 nucleotides long. RefSeq names its product cytochrome P450 family 26 subfamily C member 1 (gene CYP26C1). The record is from RefSeq and is a predicted model, not a curated record. Gene Ontology annotation, biological process: sterol metabolic process. Gene Ontology annotation, molecular function: monooxygenase activity; iron ion binding; heme binding. NCBI's taxonomy places the organism in Eukaryota, Metazoa, Chordata, Testudines, Testudinidae.